Schistosoma turkestanicum is the source of this 2466-nucleotide messenger RNA. NCBI's taxonomy places the organism in Eukaryota, Metazoa, Platyhelminthes, Trematoda, Strigeidida, Schistosomatidae. The record is from the annotation of a GenBank genome assembly.
AUGUCAAGUGAUCAUAAUCAUAAUGUGUCAUUAGAUGUGAAUAAUAAAUUCCCCUAUGAUGAAACUAAUUCCACACCAAUAGUGUCACAUGCUGACCAGGAGAAGAUACCAAGAAAAAAAACACUGAUGAUGAAUUCUUCUACUUCUGAAGAAGAAGAACAAAACGAAAUCAAUGUACCUCAUAAAACAUCCAAAUCAAUGACACAAUUUCAUUUAACCAAAUCGGAAUAUAUUCAUUAUGCUGCUGUACCAUUAUUGCCAGAUGGUGUGGAUGUGAAUCCGAAUAUUGUUUCGCGAAGAGAUACAUUGUCUUCUUGUAGAAAUCCACUCACCUAUACAGCAUCUUUAUUUCAUCAUAGUCAUAGUCAUGGUAUGACUUUAUUCGAUUGUUUGUCGUUUAAUUCAACCGGUGUUACUACUACUAAUACUACUACUACUACUACAUGUCAAGAGAUUACAGAACAUGAAUUAUCGGAAAAAAUUUACAAUAGUUUUAGUAUUCGAUUUAAUAAAUCGAUAAAUUACAAACCUGAUCCUAUUUCACCAAUCAAACCAGCUUCUCAUGAAACACAAAUAUUAUCGAAUUCAAUUCAAAAUCCUCAUACACCUGGUAGAAUUGACUUUAUACGUGUAUCUAGUCUACUCGCGCGUAGACAACAAUAUUUAAAUCGUUUGAAAAUGAAACAACACUUCCUCAAUUCGUCUUUACCAAAUUAUGAUUUGAAAAGGCACACUAUACAACAACCACAGCAAGCACAACCAUCACAAACUCAAUUAUUCGCUCAAUCAAUGCAACCAACCAAUAAUAAUGCACCUCUCCUGGUAAAAACCAAUACAUUCCCUUCAACCCAACAUCCUUAUCGAUCAAUCAUGCCAUUAUCGUUAAGUUUGGAAGAAAAUACCAAAUCAUGCAGUAGUUUUGCUUAUUCUCAUCACCAAUCUACAUGGAAUGAUGAUACUACGUUCAAUUAUAAGGUGGAUCAAAUGAGAAAGCCAUCAUUACAACAACAAAGCUCAACCAAUAGACAAUAUCAUAACUGUAUUGAUCAUUCGUCCUACAAUGAUGAUGAUUGUUGUGCUUUAUCGUACAAUUAUGAAAAUCAUUAUCAUAAAUCCACGCGAACUAAUCAUCAUUUACAAGGUGAUACACACAGCACCGAAUGGAAUCAACAUCAUCAUCAUCAACAGCAGAAGCAGCCUCAACAGCCUCAACAUCAGCCUCAGCAGCCUCAACAGCAACAAAUGAAACACACUACUUCGCCAACAAAAGAAACUUGUCCAAAAAAUGAUCACUUAAUGAUGAUGAUGUUGAUGAUGAGGCGGAGGCGGAGGACAACGACAACGACGAACAAAUCAAACAAACCAAUUUGUGAAAAAAACGAGAAUAAUAAUUUACCUGAGCUAAUGAAAACUUCAAUUGGUAUCCAGUGUUCUAUGGAACAGUUACAAGGUAUUAUUAGUAGUAUUGGUUGUUUAACGAACACUACUACUGAUACAUGCUGCGAUGCAGCUGUACAAACUGACAUGGAUUAUACACAAUAUUCAUAUUCUGGAAUUUCACAAUCAGAUCAACUCAUGACAAAAACUCAACAAUCAUUAUUCAAUGAGAAUGUUGUAACAUCAUCAUCUUCGAAUCAAGACACUGUACAAACGUCACUGGAUGAAUUUUUCAGUUUAUCACGACCUGUAUCGUCAGUCAGUUUAGAAACUUUAUUCAGUCGAACACUACGUAAACAAUUAUCAACUUCAAUGAUUGAAAUCCCCUAUACAAAUUCAUGUAGAAAAUUUGACAAACGAUUGAAUAAUCAACGAUUCUCUAUGACUAGUAGUAUUAGUAGUAAUAGUUUACAUCGAUUCGAUUAUCAUCAACAACCACAGUACAUCACGCAUCAUUCACAAAAGCAUUCAUCACUGUAUCCUUUUUCACAAUCAGCACAUCCACAGUAUCAUUCCAAUCGACGUAACAUACGAUUGUCAAUGCUACCAACCUCAUCAUCAUUGCUCAAUUCAGAUAAUUAUUAUUUUAAUUCCAAACAGAAUCGUCAUCGACGUUUAGCGGUAGAACAAGAAGGAGGAGAAGAAGAAGAACACCACCACCGACAAAAACUGAAAGACAUCAACGACGACGACGGCGGUGAUGAUGAUGAAGAUGACGACGAUGAGGAUGAGGAUGACGAUGAUGAAUAUUAUCUAAUUGAUAAUAUUCCAUUGAUUGGUAGUACUUCAUUGCACAGUGAUGAUUCAACUUUACUCCUAUCACAUCCAUCUUGUUAUUAUGAAGAAUCACUGAUCAAAAAUGAUACUAAUAAUAAUAUUGGUAAUAAUAAUAAUAAUAACAGUAAUAAUGUUUUGUGUGCUGAGAAUGUUUCAUAUUUUCAAAAGUUUCCACCAUCCACAUCAUCAUCAUCAUCACCACAGUCUAAUAAACGAAUGCCUUUAUCGGAAAUUCAAUCUAUUCAAAAAUGA